This is a messenger RNA of Mus musculus (house mouse), 2821 nucleotides long. RefSeq names its product dynein, axonemal assembly factor 1 (gene Dnaaf1). Gene Ontology annotation, biological process: outer dynein arm assembly; lung development; cilium movement. The coding region runs from base 128 to 2032 and encodes 634 amino acids. Gene Ontology annotation, molecular function: dynein complex binding. Lineage: Eukaryota; Metazoa; Chordata; Mammalia; Rodentia; Muridae. The record is from RefSeq and is marked validated. The transcript has 12 exons. Gene Ontology annotation, cellular component: cilium; axoneme.
GGCCCGCCCUCGGCGGCGUAACUGACUGCGCGUGCGCACUGGUUGCCGCGGCGACCGGGAAAGCGUUGGACAGCCAACGACGCGGACCGUAGAGUAUUAGGGCUGAGUGGUCGGGCCAGGAGUGAGCAUGCACCCCGAAGUCUCUGAGCCGCCGGUGGACAGCGUGGCGGAGCCCAGUCUGGAGGAGUCGGCAGGCGAUCACGGCGACGCGGGGCCAGGGAUCCGUAAAGAAGAAAUUAGUGAGACCAAGGAAACAUGUGCGGGUCCUUGCACAACAUCCUGCCCAAGUCAGCAGCAACCAAGUGGCGACAACGGGUCAGAGGGCUUCUGCACCCACUCGAGAGAUGACAGAGAGGAUCGGGGCCCCAGGAUGACGAAACAGUUCCUUCAAAAGCUCUGCAAGCAGCACAAGCUGUACGUCACCCCCGCCCUGAACGACACCCUGUAUUUGCACUUUAAGGGCUUUGACCGCAUUGAGAACCUGGAGGAGUACACGGGCCUGCGCUGCCUCUGGCUGGAGUGCAAUGGCAUCCAGAGGAUCGAGAAUCUGCAGGCCCAGAGCGAACUGCGCUGCCUCUUCCUGCAAGUGAACCUGUUGCACAAGAUCGAGAACCUGGAGCCCCUCCAGAAGCUGGACGCCCUCAACCUGAGCAACAACUACAUCAAGACCAUUGAGAACCUCUCCUGCCUCCCUGUCCUGAACACACUGCAAAUGGCCCACAACCGCCUGGAGACGGUGGCUGACAUUGAGCACCUCAGGGAGUGUCUGCGACUCUGUGUCCUCGACCUCUCCCACAAUGCGCUGAGUGACCCUGAGAUCCUGAGCGUGCUAGAGAGCAUGCCCUGUCUGCGUGUGCUGAACCUCAUGGGAAACCCAGUGACCAAACACAUCCCUAACUACCGCAGGACGGUCACUGUCCGUCUGAAGCACUUGACUUAUCUGGAUGACAGGCCAGUUUUCCCCAAGGACAGGGCGUGUGCAGAGGCAUGGGCCCGAGGUGGGUAUGCCGCCGAGAAGGAAGAGCGUCGCCAGUGGGAGAGCAGGGAACACAAGAAGAUAACAGACAGCCUGGAAGCCUUGGCCAUGAUCAAGCGUCGGGCUGAGGAGCGGAAGAAGGCAAGAGAUAGAGGGGAGACACCCCUGCCAGACAGCGAAGGGAGUAUCCCCACCAGCCCGGAGGCUGAGGAAAAGCAACCCAUGGGGGAAAUCCAGAAGAAGAUGGAGUUGUUUGUGGAGGAGAGCUUUGAAGCCAAAGAUGAACUGUUUCCAGAGACGCCAGGAGGAGAAAAGGAGCUGCAUGUGGUUGUGGUGAAUGGGGCAGUGGAGAAUCCAGACCUGUCUGGGAGCCUGGCUCACAACCAGACACCUGUGGUGGUCACCCCGGAAGAGUCUACAUCUCCAGUGGCAGCUACUGAUGGGGCCAGAACUGAAGAUAUAGAGGCCGUUGCCGUGGAGAUCAAGGAGAGGCUUUUCAUUGAUGACCUUCCUGACUUGGAAGAUGCUGAGGGUACAGAUGUGUCUGUGGAAGACCAGAUAAAGGAGACAGACAUCCCGAGAAUCCAGGCCAUUUCCAGCUUGAGUGACGACAGUGACCCGGAGCUGGACGAGCUGUCCCUCUCCACGUCUGAGGCCACUCCCACAGGCGCCACAGGUGCCCUCUCACACAUAUUUGCCAUCUCCAAGGGCCCCUCCACGGCAGCCACGGUGCCUUUCACAGACAUAUGUAAGCCAAUAGCAACAACGGACUUAGAAAGCCAAGGUCAAGACUGCGGUGCAGCGGCCUCACGCCCCCUCAUCCAGGAGCUCAAUGAUGAGCCGGCAGAGGAAGCAGCAAACCAGCCACUGCCGCCCCAAACCUGUGCGAGUGACCCUGCACUUGCCCACCCUAGUGAAGAUGGAGACAGCGACAGCCAGCUGCCUGCAGCCACUCUGCUAGGAGAUGGAGCGGAGGAUGAAGCAGAGUCUUCGGUGCACCCGAAGGAGCCCAGCACCCGGGUAGGCCUAGAAGAUAUUGAAUUUGGCUUGGACUGAACCCCAAGGCAGUCUACAUUGUUGGGCUAGCGGUGGCGCAGCAGAUGCAGGGCACCCUCUCCCGUGCAUCACUGUGCUCUUGAGCCUGCAAGGCAGGUGCGUGAAGCUACACCAAUGUGCCUUGUACCCAACACGUCGGUAUCCCCUGGUUACAGACCCCACAAGAACAUAAACACUUUAAGACGCACACAGUCAGCACGUUAUUGGGCUGCCAGUCAGGCUCUCUUCUGAUGAGGUCAGAAACCCCACCCCACCACACUGUACUGUGUAUGUCCCCAAGGUAGAAUGAGUGGGCUUUACACACCAGACACAUCUGCUCUGCCCACAUAACCAUCUGCUCAUGGCCAGUGGACAGGUUUAUUCAGUCCCAGAGUCAAAGCGUCAAUGCCUACUGAACCAAUGUACACUGUGGCACAAUCAACCUCCAACAGCUGACCCACACUGGGCUACCUCGGGGAGCACAUGAGCUGGGGCAUCUUUGAGGACAGGAGGCUAAGGCUACUUUCUAGCAACCCUGCUGCACUGAGGUGCAGGGGGUGGCUCUACCCUGGAGACGUAGCCAGAUCCCCAAGCUACAGGAGCUGGCCCUUGGUCGUGGCUGCUCGGAGCUUCUGUGGCAUGGUCUCCUGGCUCUUUCUGCAGCUCCAUGUGGCCCAGAGAAUGGCAGUGGGAGAAGGCAGGAGACUGGGGGGACUUGGGACUGCAGGGACUCAGCAUUAGCCAUCCUGAUGCAGCCUCUGCAGCCAGCUCUCGGGAAUAUCCUACCAUCAAAUACACGAAGUGGACUGG